Molecule: messenger RNA, 4474 nt
Organism: Ahaetulla prasina
Lineage: Eukaryota; Metazoa; Chordata; Lepidosauria; Squamata; Colubridae
Gene: SHPK
Product: sedoheptulokinase
Exons: 9
Coding region: 428-1897 (489 amino acids)
Biological process (GO): cellular response to lipopolysaccharide; carbohydrate metabolic process
Cellular component (GO): cytosol
Molecular function (GO): sedoheptulokinase activity
Source: RefSeq, a predicted model, not a curated record
GCCUCUUUGGGCCCUUUCUUGUCCAGAUGUGUGGGACUCCAAUACCCAUCGUGCAGCAUGGCCUGGGAUAAUGGAAACCUGGGACAUCUGAAUAAAUUAGCAAGGCUUGCCAGCCUGCUUGCAGAGCCGCCAUUUCAAUCCAUGGCUCUGGGCAGCUUCCAGUUCAAAACCUACGUGGCAAACUGAAAACAAUGUUGUUGUUGUUGUUGUUAGUUGUGAAGUCGUGUCCGACCCAUCGCGACCCCAUGGACAACGUUCCUCCAAGCCUUCCUGUCCUCGACCAUCCUCUGGAGUCCAUCUAAGAUCACAACGACUGCUUCAGUGACUCCAUCCAGCCACCUCGUUCUCUGCCGUCCCCUUCUUCUUUUGCCCUCAGUCUUUCCCAGCAUUCGGCUCUUCUUCACGGUCCAGAUUCCAGGCCUGAAGGAUGGCGCAGGAGAGACGGAGCGCCGACGGGCUGCCCGCCCCGUGCAUCCUUGGCAUCGAUCUGGGUACCACGUCCGUCAAAGUGGCCCUGCUGGAGAAAACGAACAAGGGCCCAUCCCUGGUCGCCAGCUGCACCAAGCCGGUGCAGGCCGAUGUGCCCAUCAAAGAUGCUCAGUUGCGGGAGAAUGAACAGGAUGUCCACGGAAUCAUCGAAGCCUUAAACAGUUGUCUGCUGACUCUUCCUCCGGCUUUUACGCAAAGAGUUUGCUGCAUUGGCGUUUCUGGACAAAUGCACGGGGUGAUGUUUUGGGAAGCUGGAAAAGGUAGCAAAUGGACCGAAAGUGGAGGCCGGUGGAGUUUUGAGCCGGACAAAGUCAGUCACCUCAUCACCUGGCAAGAUGGCCGCUGCAGCCCCAAAUUCCUCUCUUCCCUCCCUGCGCUGCGUUCGCAUCUCAGCGUGUCUUCCGGCUACGGCUGCGCCACUAUCUUCUGGCUCUUGAAGAACAGGCCAGAUUCCCUGACGCCCUUCACUGCUGCUGGAACCAUCCAGGACUACGUCGUAGCCAUGCUUUGCGGCCGAGAGAAGCCCCAGAUGUCCGUGCAAAAUGCUGCUGCCUGGGGAUACUUCAGUAGCCUAGAAAAAUCCUGGAACACUAAACUUUUGAAAAGCUCCGGCUUUCCUAUCCGCUUGCUUCCUGAAGUGGUCGAUUCCGGAGAUCUUGCUGGGGAAACCUGCCAGGCGUGGCACCGGAUCCCAGCCGGGACCAAGGUUGGGGUAGCCCUGGGCGAUUUCCAGUGCUCGGUUUACUCUUGCAUGUCGGAAAACAGCGAUGCAGUUCUCAACGUCGGGACCUCGGCCCAGCUGGCGGUCUCCAUGCCCCCCGGGUUUCAGCCCGUGGAGUCCCCCGAUCCGAAUUCCCCCGUACAGUAUUUCCCGUAUUUCGACAACCGCUACCUGGCAGUGGCUGCUUCGCUCAACGGCGGAAACGUGAUGGCGACUUUCGUGAAGAUGCUAGUUGGAUGGAUGGCUGAGCUAGGGAUCGAAGCCUCCGAAUCGGCUCUCUACCAGCCGAUGAUCAAAGCCGGGCUGAGCCACGCCGAUACCCGUCUUCACAUCUGCCCCACCGUCUUCGGAGAACGGCACGCACCCGCCAGUCUGGCUUCGGUGACGGCGAUCGCGGCCUCCGAUAUUUCCCUGGGGCACGUGGUCCGGGCCUUGUGCCGAGGGAUAGUCCGAAACUUGCACUCCAUGCUGCCCUCCGCGAGCUUGAAGGAGGCCGGGGCGAAACGGAUCGUGGCCAGCGGAAGCGGACUCUGCCGAAACGAGGUGAUGAAGCAGGAAGUGGAGAAGGCCUUCGCUCUCCCCGUGGUCUACGGCAAAGUCGCCGAUGCAGCCGUGGGCGCGGCUUACGUGAUGCUGAAGAGGAAUUACGGCACAACAGAGCCGGAAGGGACCUUGGAGGUCUUCUAGUCCAACCCCCUGCUCAAGCAGGAGAUCCUACGCCAUUCCAGACUAAUGGCUGUCCUUAAAAACUUCCAGCGAUGGAGCACCCACAACUUCUGGUGGCAAGCUGUUCCACUGGUUGAUUGUUCCUCACUGUUGGGAAAUUCCUCCUUAGUUCUAAGUUGCUUCUCUCUCUUGAUGAGUUUCCCCAUAAAAGGGAUCAACAUUAACUAUGGGCAGGCGAUCGAAUUCUGAGGUCAGUCAGGAAUCAUAGAAUCUUAGACUCAAAAGGGCUCGAAAGGACCCUGGAGGUCUUCUAAUCCAGCCCUUUGCUCAAGUCAGGAGAUAACAUAACAUAACAUAACAACAGAGUUGGAAGGGACCUUGGAGGCCUUCUAGUCCAACCCUCUGCCCAGGCAGGAACCCUACACCAUCUCAGUCAGAUGGUUAUCCAACAUUUUCUUAAAAAUUUCCAGUGUUGGAGCAUUCACAACUUCUGCAGGCAAGUCGUUCCACUGAUUAAUUGUUCUAACUGUCAGGAAAUUUCUCCUUAGUUCUAAGUUGCUUCUCUCCUUUAUUAGUUUCCACCCAUUGCUUCUUGUUCUACCCUCAGGUGCUCUGGAGAACAGCCCGACUCCCUCUUCUUUGGGGCAGCCCCUGAGAUAUUGGAACACAGCUAUCAUGUCUCCCCUAGUCCUUCUUUUUAUUAAACUAGACAUACCCAGUUCCUGCAACCGUUCUUCAUAUGUUUUAGCCUCCAGUCCCCUAAUCAUCUUUGUUGCUCUUCUCUGCACUCUUUCUAGAGUCUCAGCAUCUUUUUUACAUCGUGGCGACCAAAACUGGAUGCAAUAUUCCAAGUGUGGCCUUACCAAGGCCUCAUAAAGUGGUAUUAACACUUCACGUGAUCUUGAUUCUAUCCCUCUGUUUAUGCAGCCCAGAACUGUGUUGGCUUUUUUAGCAGCUGCUGCACACGGCUGGCUCCUAUCUAAAUGGUUGUCCACUUGGACUCCAAGAUCCCUCUCACAGGUACUACUAUUGAGCAAGGUACCACAUAUACGGUACCAGUGCAUUUUAUUUUUUUGGCCUAAAUGUAUGUCAUAAAUUUGAUCUUAUGUCAUAAAUUUGCAGCUGAGAUACCUGGUCUCUCUAUAACUGAAUCAAUCGGAAUAGAGCUGUAAAGGGACCUUAGAGAUCUUCUGAUCCAACCCUUUGCUCAAGGCAGGAGAUCCUAUGCCAUUCCAGACAAAUCGUUGUCCAAUCUCUUCUUAAAAAGUGUUGGAGCACCCGCAACCUCUGGUGGCAAGCCGUUCCACUGGUUAAGGGUUCUCCUUGUCAGGAAAUUUCUAGAUGGCUUCCCCUCUUGAUUACAGGCAGUCCUUGACUUCGUUGUUGUUGUUAGUCGCGAAGUCAUGUCUGACCCAUCGCGACCCCAUGGACAACGUUCCUCCAGGCCUUCCUGUCCUCCACCAUCCUCUGGAGUCCAUUGAAGCUCACGCCGACUGCUUCAGUGACUCCAUCCAGCCACCUCGUUCUCUGUCGUCCCCUUCUUCUUUUGCCCUCCAUCGUUCCCAGCAUUCGGCUCUUCUUCAGUGAGUCCUUCCUUCUCAUUAGGUGGCCAAAGUAUUUGAGUUUCAUCUUCAGGAUCUGGCCUUCUAAAGAGCAGUCAGGGUUGAUCUCCUCUAGGACUGACAGGUUGGAUCGCCUUGCAGUCCAAGGGACUCGCAGGAUUCCCUUGGAUCGAUUGAUCUAUAUCUAUCUGUCUGUCUAUCUAUCUAUCUAUCUAUCUAUCUAUCUAUCUAUCUAUCUAUCUAUCUAUCUAUCCAUCUAUCUGUCUAUUUAUCAUAGUUGUUAGUUACGAAGUCGUAUCCGACCCAUCGCGACCCCAUGGACAACAUUCCUCCAGGCCUUCCUGUCCUCCACCAUCCUCUGGAGUCCAUUGAAGCUCACGCCAACUGCUUCAGUGACUCCAUCCAGCCACCUCGUUCUCUGACGUCCUGUUCUUCUUUUGCCCUCAAUCUUUCCCAGCAUUCGGCUCUUCUCCAGUGAGUCCUUCCUUCUCAUUAGGUGGCCAAAGGAUUUCAGUUUCCUCUUCAGGAUCUGGCCUUCUAAAGAGCAGUCAGGGUUGAUCUCCUCUAGGACUGACCGGUUGGAUCGCCUUGCAGUCCAAGGGACUCGCAGGAGUCUUCUCCAGCACCAGAGUUCAAAGGCCUCCAUUCUUUGGCGCUCAGCCUUCCUUAUGGUCCAACUUUCACAGCCAUCCAUUGCAACUGGGAAACCAUAGCCUUGACUAGACGCCCUUUUGUUGGCAGGGUGAUGUCUCUGCUUUUUAGUACGCUGUCUAGAUUGGCCAUAGCUUUCCACCGAAGGAGCAAAGUAAUGAGUAAGUCCUUGACUUGCAACAGUUUAUUUAGUGACCAAAGUUACAACAGAACUAAAAAACAAGUGACUUAUGAUUGUUUUUCACACUUACAACCAAUAUCUCCCCGGUUACAUGAUCAAAAUUCAGAAUUUAAAAUUUUUCGAAAAAAGGAAAAAAGGGACCAAAAGAUUAUACAUUAAACUUGUGAGGAAAAACGAUCUCCGACUUUCUUUUGGGACAGAGCU